Messenger RNA from Penicillium macrosclerotiorum, 1770 nucleotides. Its product is annotated as putative sucrose transporter. Bases 1 to 1770 code for a protein of 589 amino acids. Gene Ontology annotation, cellular component: membrane. The transcript is spliced from 8 exons. The record is from RefSeq and is a predicted model, not a curated record. Gene Ontology annotation, molecular function: sucrose:proton symporter activity. NCBI's taxonomy places the organism in Eukaryota, Fungi, Ascomycota, Eurotiomycetes, Eurotiales, Aspergillaceae.
AUGCCACAGACAGCACGAUGGGCGGGGACACCCUCCAUUAAGGGGAAGUCAGAGUCAACGCGGAUGGCGCUGUUGACGUUUAGUUUGGUGGGAUUGCAGUGCAAUAGGUUCACAUGGGGCACAGAGAUGACUUAUUGUACGCCGUACCUGUUGCAAUUGGGUCUGACCAAGUCUAAGACCUCGCUGGUCUGGAUUGCGGGCCCGUUGUCCGGGCUGAUCAUCCAGCCGCUGAUUGGAGUCAUCGCGGAUCGGUCACGCUCAAAAUGGGGCCGGCGAAGGCCGUUUAUGGUUUUUGGCUCAUUUGUCGUGGCGUUCUGUCUACUUGUGCUUGGUUGGACGACAGAAAUCGUGGCGAUGUUCGUCAAGGAGCCAGAGAAGGUGAGCAGACUGCGAGUGGGGGCUCUGGAAGGCGUGGCCAAAAACGUGACCAUUGCAUUGGCGGUCUCGAGCAUUUAUGCGGUGGAUUUCUCGAUUAACGUCGAUCAUUCAGUCCAAGCUUGUUGUCGCAGUCUCAUUGUAGACACGCUGCCCAUUCCCUUGCAACAAGCUGGGUCAGCCUGGGCUGGACGGAUGUGCGCUAUUGGUCAGCUGAUCAGCUACGUGGUGGGCUCGAUAGACACGGUCAGCAUCUUUGGCAGCUUCCUCGGAGACACGCAGUUCAAGCAGAUGACGGUGAUCGCCGCGUUCUCGUUGAUUGCGGCGGUCGCGGUGACUUCAUACUCAGUCAAAGAGCGUGUUCUGAUCUCAGCGAGGGAUUCGGAUGGAAAGGCGGGCGCGAUCCAAGUGAUCGCUCAAUUGUUCAAGACGACGUUGGAACUCCCGCCUCGCAUUCAGGCCAUUUGCUGGGCCCAAUUCUGGGCCUGGAUCGGAUGGUUCCCCUUCCUCUUCUAUAGCACCACGUGGGUUGGCGAGACUUACUUCCGGUAUGAAGUCUCGAAAGACCAAAUGACCAAAACCACCGACAUGCUCGGCGAGGUCGGCCGGGUGGGCAGUCUGUCCCUGACAGUCUUUUCAUCUAUUACCUUCCUGAGCUCUGUUCUUCUCCCCUUCUGUAUACAGUCCCCCGAUACCAAGCGGACCCGUUUCACGCCCCGCCCUCCGCCUGGCGUCGCCGGCUUUCUUAAGGCCGCCACGGCAAUCCGCCCGGAUCUGCAGACCGCUUGGCUCAUCUCCCAGAUCAUGUUUGCCGCGACGAUGAUAUUCGCACCGCUCGCCCACUCGCGCGCCUUUGCGACAUUCCUCGUUGCGGUCUGCGGGAUCCCCUGGGCAAUCAGCGGCUGGGCGCCAUUCGCGUUUAUGGGCGUCGAGAUCAAUAAGCUCACUAUGAACGGCGGUGUGGGCGGGAACAGCGGUAUGGCCGGAUCGGCCACGCGCUCCGGCGUGACAAUGAUCACCUCGGCCAGUCUGCGUAGCUCCGCGGCCGACACCGAGCUGGAGGUGCUGCGGCUGAAUCACCGCGACUUAGACAGUGACACCGAUGAGGAGGACCCGUCGUCGAAUAUCCCGUCCACCGGCGAACUCGCGGGCAUUUACCUCGGCGUGCUGAACGUGUAUACUACGCUGCCCCAAUUCGUCGGCACCUUCAUCAGCUGGAUCGUCUUCAGCCUGCUUGAACCCACGCCGCCGAACAAGGACAGCGAUGCCUCGGACACGCAAUGGAUGAAUCUGGAUAAGGACAAGCCCAAUGCCAUCUCCAUCUGCCUCUUUAUCGGGGCCAUUAGUGCCCUGGUGGCGGCUGAGGCGACCCGGCGACUACGGUACGUCCGAUAG